Sycon ciliatum is the source of this 2811-nucleotide messenger RNA. Its product is annotated as beta-xylosidase-like. The coding region runs from base 396 to 2738 and encodes 780 amino acids. Gene Ontology annotation, biological process: arabinan catabolic process; xylan catabolic process. The record is from RefSeq and is a predicted model, not a curated record. The transcript is spliced from 15 exons. Gene Ontology annotation, molecular function: alpha-L-arabinofuranosidase activity; xylan 1,4-beta-xylosidase activity. Gene Ontology annotation, cellular component: plant-type cell wall. NCBI's taxonomy places the organism in Eukaryota, Metazoa, Porifera, Calcarea, Leucosolenida, Sycettidae.
AAGCCUUCACACCUCCACUCCAGUUUAGUUGUACAUCACCUCCUUUCUCCUCCGAACCUGCGAACACCUCGCAUCAUCUCUGUAAUCUAAGUUCUUGCUUCAUCAAGUUCCUACAAUUGUUGUAGCCAGCAGGCAACACACACCUACCACUGCGGCAUUUUCCCCGCGCCUCUUGUGAUUCUGGCGACUCGACCGAGGCGAAACCGCCAUGGAGUCAGGACAGCAUCUCAUCAUCCAUUUCAGGUCAUUCAUUGUUUGGCUGCGUCUUGCUGCUGGCUCUUUCACUGAAUUGCAAUGUUUGUAACGGAGGUCAACACGCUUCGCCGGCUGAGCAUGGAGUUGGAGAGGAGCAAGCAUAUCCCCGUCCUCCUGGGCGGCCAGUUCAGGCUGGGUACAUGGACCCAAGCGCACCCAUCCAAGAGCGUGUCACUGACCUGCUGUCCAAGAUGACGACCGAGGAGAAAAUUGCCCAACUGGCCGCUAUCUACCUGAUGGGUGACAUUGGUGAAGAGUACUCCAAAACAGGACUUGGCUGGACGGUGUUUCCUGGCUCAGCACAGAAGCGCAAUGACAUGCAGAGCAAGAUCAUGCAAAGCUCAAGGUUGCACUUGCCCCUUGCCUUCACCGAGGAGUCACUUCACAGUUCUGUUGAAGGCGGCACGGUAUUCCCCACACCUGUACUGCAAGGUUGCACCUGGAACACUUCACUGGUCACCAUGAUAGCCUCUAGCAUAGCACUGGAGGCAAGCAGUGUGGGUGUGGACAUAGGGCUCACACCAGUACUGAACAUGUUCACUGAUCCCAGAUUUGGUCGACACUCUGAAGGCUUCUCUGAGAACCCAACCUUGUCGGCAGCAUACGCCAAGGCCGCGGUUGCAGGAUACCAAGGUGACAACGGCACGGGACCUUUGUCAUACUUGGAUCAUAGCAAACAUUUCGUGUCACUGGCCAAGCACUAUGCUGCGUAUGGAAACGCGGCCGGCGGGCAAAACGCCGGGCCGUCUCAUUUCGACAUGCAAACACUGUUUGAUAUCUAUCUCAAGCCAUGGCAAGCAUUUGCCAUGCAUGGUGGCAGAGGAGCGAUGGCCAGCCAUCAAACUGUGAAUCAUUUACCAUGCCAUGGCAACCCGUAUUUGGUCAAUUCCAUCUUAAGAGAAACAUUUGGGUUCGGUAAUGGCAGUAUUACGAGUGAUUGCAACGACAUAUCCGUCCUUGCACAGUACCGAAUUGCAGCCAAUGCUACGCAAGCGGCCGCAAAGGGUCUCCAAGGUGGCGUUGACAUAGACUCGAUGUGUGGCCAUGAUCCAUCACUGCAUAGCUACAAUAGACUGGGGGAUGCCCUCAGUGAUGGGCUCAUCACGGUAUCCGAUAUCGACACUGCUGCAGGACAUAUUCUCGCAGGGAAAUUUGCUCUGCGGUUGUUUGAUGAACCACUGGUCAAUGACACAGCUCCCUCUGUUCUCAACACGCCGGAACACCAGAUGCUGGCGUACGAGGCAGCACUCCAGGGCAUGACCAUUGCCAAAUAUCCCACUGGACAAUGGCCGCCGAUUGCAUCAACCGGUGAUGCGUACAUUGCCGUUUUGGGGCCCAAUGGCGGGUGCCCGGAUGAAGAGAGCUCAUUUGAGAUAGGUGAACUGGCUGGCGUCAACUUAGAGCAUGGAGCAGAGUAUGCACAGUCUGUAUCCUCUCCAUCACGCUCAUCUUCAGCUGCCUCGCACUGCGAUGCCCAAACCAACAUGGCCGGCCCCAACAGCCAGUACGGCGACGUCGACAUUAAGACAGUGGCCACGUAUCUGAAGGAGAAAGUCAACGGCUCGACGGGGCGUGUGGCCUACUCUAGAGGCUGCGAGAUUGGCAACUCGAGCACGGCGGACUUGGAGAAGGCACUUCAAUUGGCUGCAAACGCUACUCACGUUGUGGUGGUGGUCGGAGAUUCUCUAAUGUCCUAUGGCGAAUGGCAUGAUCGUGACUCGCUGGACCUUCCUGGUGGCCAGCUGAAACUCAUCGAACAAGUGAAGAAUGUAACCAAGGCAAAAAUCAUUCUUGUCGUGACGAGCGGGGGACCGGUGACGUUCGGUGACAAGAAUGCAGUACUGGACAUGGCUGACUACGUGUUGAUUGCGUGGAGGUCGGGGCAGAUGGGUGGUGUUGCAAUUGGUGACGCUAUUCUUGGCCACGCUGAACCAACGGGACGAUUGGCACAGGGAUGGCCAAGGAAUGUGGGACAGGUGAAUGGGGCAUCAAGUCCUUGGCUACAGCAGAUUCGUGGUAAAUGGGUAGCCAAUGCACGCGGACAAACGGUAGACCCAGACGGACGACGCUAUGACGACUACAAGGGAAGUCUGUCCACUCCUCUCUUCCCGUUUGGCUAUGGCUUGUCAUUGUCUGAGUUCAAGUUUGACGCACUCAAGGCCACCAAGACAGGAGAUGAGAAAGCUCCACUAAUGGUUGCCGUUGACAUCACGAAUACCGGCGACCGCGACGCUACACAGGUAGUUCAGUUUUACGUUCAAGAUCCAGUGUUGCCAUGGGUACCGUACUGGAAGCGUUUGAUUGCGUUCGACAAAGUCUUCCUCAAGAAAGGCGAGAAGCGGACAGUUAGUCGUGCAGUGGACUGGCUGGACUUGUCUCUACACGACACACACUUAGAGCAGAGAAUCAUGCCUGGCGUGUACACUGUCAGGGUGGGAGACUGUAGCAAUACUGAUGUUCUCACUACCACCAUCACAUUUUAAUACUACACACAUGCCUGGGUCACUGAAAAAAUGCGAUGAAUUACACAGUAACGUGCUGCUGCAGUGCAAGUAA